This is a messenger RNA of Marasmius oreades (fairy-ring Marasmius), 1299 nucleotides long. RefSeq lists its product as uncharacterized. Bases 1 to 1299 code for a protein of 432 amino acids. The transcript is spliced from 5 exons. Lineage: Eukaryota; Fungi; Basidiomycota; Agaricomycetes; Agaricales; Marasmiaceae. The record is from RefSeq and is a predicted model, not a curated record.
AUGGUUGUGGAUAUGGAGAUAGCUCAGGUGAAAGGUGCCGCGGUGUCGUUCGCCAAGUCUCAGGAUGUCUCCUAUAGCAAGUUGAAUGGAAAGUGUUUGCCUCCAUACUUCAUCAAGCUAUGUCAUGUUCAUGCUAAAAGAGGCAUACACGACUUCAGACUUAAACUGACAAAGAAGGACUAUCGCCACCUUGUGAACUAUAUGAAUCACAUCAAGACGAAAGAAGACCUAGAAAGGUUUCAUGUCUUUGUUCUAUCCUUCAAGAUUCCAGCUCUGACUGCUUGGUGGAAGCACAAACGGUCAAUUGAUUGGAUUAUCCCAUGCACCAUUGGUGGCCUCUCCCCCAUGGGUCCAGAUUGGGACGAAACGCCAAAUCACACCAAUGCUGGUGAGGGGCAACAUGCAUGGUCAAAAGAGAGAUCAUUCAAGCAUCAGAAAAUUUUAACCCUAUCCUUUAGAGGUCGGGAUAUAGACACAGCAACACUCAAAGAGGUGCAGAUGGUCCGGGAAAGUGGGGUGCCAUCUAACACGCACAAUGAGCUUGUAGACCAUCAAACACGCAAUGCUACUCGUCGCAAUAAUCGGGCAACAAAAGCAAGAACGGCGGAAAAACAACAGAAUGCAACUGCUGAGCUUCAAAACAAGUUAGAUUCAGCGCAGGACGAGUUGAAGCUUGCGAAGGCAAGGAGGGAUGACCUGAAGCAGCUGCUCAGAGAUUCAAGGAUGGCGACAACCUCCUCUGGUGCUCUUCACAAGAUCAGGAUGCCGAAGAAGAGGAAACUGCAAGAACUCUCGAGCUCAAGCGGUCGAGUAAAGAUUUGGAAACAGACAAAGAAGGCAAAGAAGGCUGCAAAGAUGCAGAUUCAAGACGAGUCUGAUGACGACGACUUUGAGCUGCUGUCACUGUCUGAUUUGUUCUGUGAGCCGCAGAAUUCAAAUGGCUUUAUGGCAGAUGAUCCAGUCGCUGAGAAACCAGCAGAUGAGAAUCUCGGGAUGGUUCAGGAUUAUCAGCCACUCCCUCAGCCUGAGGAUGUGGCUGAUUCUACCAAAUUCGUGGUCUCUGGGUCAUCCAACACUACUCUCACGGCUGUCGCUGAUGCAGGAACUCAAGUCCAGGACCGGCGUACCAAGCGAAAGGAAAGAGACGUACCCGACGUUUUGACCAUCAUUCAGGGGAAUGCGAAGCGUAGCCGCAAACCAACUUCAAGGGUUGCCGAGGCAGAAACCCAGACUCUCGCCACUGCCUCUAUGAGCAAGCUGGUUUCAUUUAGAAGAAAACCUGGCUCGAGAAGAGCUUAA